CAUUCUAGCAGUUCAUUCUCUGAAGGACUCCGGAUGAUUCACCGGGUUUCUCUGCGAUACUUGUUUUUUUUAAGACUUUGCUUUGCUGGGAUGCGAAGCGAGACACGACAGAUAGAGAGAGAGAGUCGUUUAACAUUGGGACGAAAAUGUCCUGCUAUUAAACUCGUACGAGAGGUUUAAAAUCAGUGAACUGCUGUGUUUUCGAGAUGAAAUGCUUAGAAUGUGGUUCCGAAGUAAAAGAGUCUUUCAAAUUCUGCCCUGAGUGUGGGUUCAGACUGACUGUCGAGUCUGGAAAUGGAAAAUCCCAGGGAAUACCAAGCCAUCAGGGGAAAGAAGGAGAAAAUCAGUCACAUGAUCCACCCACCACUAAAGGUGUGUCUUCAGAACUGUCCACACAGCUGCCAGAAGACAAUGUUAAGAAAAAGGUAAUUUCUGGCUCAAAUGAAAAAAAUCUAAAGAAAGAUUGCAGUGGUGGAACAACUGAAAGUAAAAGAUCUGAUGUGGGUACAGAUAAACCACAAGAUGGCGCCAGUUCAUCUCCUACAGCUGCAAAUAAAGACACACCUCCUAAACUCCUUGAUACAUCUUCUCAAAGCACAAAGUCUUCACUUUUAGAUGUCCAGAUGUCCAGAGGUCUGGAGAGUGAGUACUGUGGUCAGUCAUCUAAAAUGACACCAGGCUCAAAGUCUUCUACAUCUGAAGCUUUAAUUCAGACCCCAGAAGAAGCAGGCUCUGUCAGACACCCUGCCUGUAAGGAGCAUAUGGAGAAGGACAUGAAGAGUGGCUCUGUACAACCUGAAUGCUGUGGGCCAACUGACAAUGAAAGCUUUGCUGUGGGAGUAGAUGUACCACAAGAUGGCACCAGUUUAUCUUCUACAGCUGCAAAUAAAGACACCGCUCCUGAGAUGCUUGAUACAGCUUCUCAAAGCACAAAGUCUUCGCUUUUAACUCAUGGGCCCAGCGGAGAUAUUUCUUUACCCCAGUCUCAACACUCCAGUGCCUCAGCAGAGCUGCCAAGCAGCCAAAUCCUUUCAGGGAAUGAGUCUGAGGACCUGUUGUCCAGAGGUUUGAAGAGUGAGUACUCUGGUCAGUCAUUUAAAAUGACACCAGGCUCAAAGUCUUCUACAUCUGAAGCUUUAAUUCAGACCCCUGAAGAAGCAGGCUCUGUCAAACACCCUGCCUGUAAGGAGCAUAAGGAGAAGGACAUGAAGAGUGGCUCUGUACAACCUGAAUGUGCUGUGACAACUAACAAUGAAAGCUUUGUUGUGUGUGUAGAUGUACCACAAGAUGGCUCCAGUUUAUCUUCUACAGCUACAAAUGAAGAAUCUACUCCUAAAUGUCUUAAUACUACUUCUCAAAGCACACAGUCAUCAGCUCCUACACAUGAGUGUUCAUUCCAGUCUCAACAGCCUAGUGUCUCAACAAAGUUGCCAAGCAGCCAAAUCAUUCCAGGGACUGAUUCUAAGAACUUGGAGAGUCACAGUCAGUCUGGUCAGUCAUUUAAAAAGACCCCAGGCCAGACCCCCGCAGAAACAGGCCCAGUUAAAUGCCCACCCGCCAAGGAGUCUGUUGCAGCAAAUUUAACAUCUACUAGUCCAAACGAUGAUUUUAAGUCUGCACAAGUUACAGCAAUAGUGGACCAAAAUAGAGUCAUGUCAAUUCCUGGUGCAACCAAAGCACAGGAAGAGGCAGUUACCAGUAAGAUACAGACUUCCAAAACUGUCACCAUGCCUGAACUACAGAGGAGCACUCAGAAAGUACCUGACCAUAAAGAAAUGUCUCAUCAAGACCCCAUAAAUGCAGAGACUGAAAAGCAGAAUCAGAAACCUCCAGUCCCACAACAAAAAGAACCACUGCAGGAUACCAAUAGAAAGAGUGAGAAACAAAGCAAUUCCGCUUCUGAGAAAAUGUUUGGACCAUACCUUGCUAAGGAAAGACCUGCAAAUCCACAAACUGAUAAUGUUGAGGACAAACAGCAAAAGAACAGCCAAAAGAAGAAGAUGGAACACAAAGAGGGAAAUGCCCAUAAACAAAAAAUCAAUGAACAAGCCUCAAGCACAGAGAAGCAUGUAAAAAGUGCCUCUUCAGACUCAGAUAACAAAGCGAGUAUUCAGGAAGAGUCGUCAAAGGAGAAAAAGGACCGGCAGAACCAGACAUCAAUUCCUCAACAGGGACCCAAAUGCGUCACUGUUUUCUUCCAUGCCAUUUUAUCUAAAGACUUUAAACUGGAUCCAGCACAAGACUUUGUGACCAUCAGAUCUGGAAGUUUGGAGAACUGGAAUCAUGAUAUUGUGAGAAUGGAAGUCACAGGACAUAUCGAACAUCAUGGAUUUGUUGUCCAUGGAAAACUAGGGAUUCCAAAAUCAUAUGUUGGAAGGUCUAUUGCUUAUAAAUAUGUUGUUCACAAGCCGGGGAAAAACUCAUUAGAAUAUGAACACAUCUACAAAGAAUAUGCAAGUUCCUUUGUUAACCAUUGCCUUUUCAUUCGAGAGGAUCUUUUAACACAACAAGAUGAAUGGCACCAAUAUGAUGACAUCAUUUGUGCAAAGCCUUCAGAGGGUAUAAAAGAAAGGCUUAAAAACUGGUUUGUGAACAUGAAGCCUGAUUUAGUGAAUGGUAGAAACAUAGCAGGAAAAGUGAUGCUGGAAACAAUCUUUGAGAUCCUCCGUGAGUGGAGUAAUGUAAAUGUAAGGAACUUCUUCGCUCAGCUCAAACAGUUCUUUACAACUUACUCAAAUCCCUGGGUUUAUGAAGAUACAGCAAGACCAUGGAGCUCUUUGCAUUAUGGAGAACAUGAGGUGAAAAAACUCAUCAGAGGUUUCAUACAAGAGAAGAUUUCUCUGUUUCAAACAGACAACGUCUUUACUUCAGAAUCCUUGAGAGCAGGAGUUGUUUUGCUGUUGAUUUGCAAUAAAUAUGAAUUACAGUUGGAUCAAGAGUGGAUUCAUAAAGUUGGCUGGCUGCUUCGUCUUCCAGAUUUGUCAAAGGAAGAAUUUUGUAAAUGCUGGAUAGAGUUUUUACAGCCUUUACAAGGAGAAAAUGUUGCACAUGCAGUCAGAACAUUUUGCAAGACUGCAAUUGACAAAAAAGCAGUCAGCUGGAUUGUUAUCCUUCCCCUGUUGCAUUUACUGGAGAAAGAAAGCAAACCAUUUGAGUCUAAUCAACUCUCCACUGAACAAAGUUUGGCUGUUUGGGCAGGACUUAAAGGGUUUAAGAUGCAUGAAGACCAUCUUACAGACUCCCAACACACAAGGGCACUUAUGAAAGUCAUGAAGGCCCACAAAUACUUACUUGACAUAGAUCAACUGCUUGCCCGCUCAUGGGUGUGUGCAUUGGGUCUGAAUGAUAUAGGUGAAUGUACAACUAUGAUCCCUGUGGAUUUCUUAGAUGUCCUCACCAUGCUUAGCUUCAGACUUGACUCCAAAGGGUCAUAUUUGGACCAUAACGUGUGGAGCAAGCUGAUUGAACUGCCUUUUGCCAACACGGAAUUCAGUGGUAACUGGAGAAAAACAUUCCUAAGCCAGUUUGAGGGAAAACUAAAACAGGAAAAACCAAUACAUCAGAUUGAAAUUUACUGCAACAAGAUACAGGAUGUGACUGAAAAGUAUCCAGUAUUAUCCUCCUGUCUAGAAAACUGUGCUUUAGCUGCUGUCAGUCCUCUUUGUCAGGGUGACUCUGAGGGUGCUUUAUUUGAAAAGCUCAGGAAGCAUGACUUGAGCAAAUUUGGCAAGUUGAUAUCUGCAAUUGUACUCAAGGCAUGGCCAAAACAUGCAAAUGAAGAGUAUCAAGAUGGAGAGGAGCUGGUAAUGAAACAUCUCCUGACAUGGAGUACUGCAAAAAAAAUCUUCCAGCUGCAAGGUCCAACUGGGAAACUAAUUGAUCAACUUUCAGAUGCAGCCAGGGAGCGGAUGGCUGUGGCCAGUUCUGCGUUCAGCUUUGUUGCAGAAAGCUUCAUCCAAGGAAACAUUACAAUAAAGAUCAUGAAUCUGAUCCUUCAGAGAGAGGACUCAUUUGCUGAGCUUCUGAAGAUUGAUGGUUUGUGUGAAGAUGGCCGCUGCAAAGAUAACAGAGCUGUGAAAACUCUACUAAGAAAAAGGAGAGAGGAAGUUGACAACAUCUACCAUGAAAGAGAGAUGGUUGAAUGCCUACUGCAUGCAUGCCAAGAUCUUCAAAAGCAUAUUAAAGUUGAUAUUGCUGACCUGGAGAAGAAACAACAAGUUAUUGUGGAAGAGAUGUAUCUUGAUGAUUUCAUGGAGGUUCAUCAGCUGGAUGGUGUUUCCUCAGAAGUGACAGGAAUGGUCACAUACUAUAACCUCUGUGAGAACACAAGACCGAUGGCAAGAAGUCUCCAAGAUUUGAAGGACAGCUACAUUUUUACUACAUAUUGGCAGACCCAAGCCAAGAAACUCUCACAUGUUGAGCAAGAUGAUGAUGAAACUGAGCCACAGUUCGUAACAGAUGCUGAGCCGUACUCCCUGGAGCUUAUUAACACUGAAAUAUUUGAGCCUUGCUACAGUCAAUAUGAAAGCCUGUACACAAGCUUAAAAAAUGGAACUAUCACAUUCCAGGUGAUCGACAGUGUCUUUGAUGACUUCAGGGGCAAAUAUGACAAAUUAAUACAAGAUCUUGAGACCAUGUGCAAAAUAAAUCCUAGGGAUAAUAAACGCUGGAUUCCAGGAAGAAUCAAGCAAAUCCAGCAGUACCAAGACCUGCACUUGGCAGUAGAAGCAGCUGAAGUAAUUGCAGGUGUCAAGGAAGUUCUGUGCCCUGAGGGAAAUUUCCAAAUCCUGGACAGUCUACUUGAAUUUAGUACGGCUGACAUCAAAGAAGAAAGCUUAGAUCGUAUCGAUGAAAACUUGAUAAGUGCCAAAGAAGUCCUUGUCGACAUAACAAAGGCUCGCCGACUGUGUCUUCAAGAGCUCAGCCUUAGAAGAAAUUUUGUUCACUGGGUCAAACAGGCACUGAUAGAUAUCAGUCAGCUUAAAGUGUUUGUUGACCUUGCCACGAUCUCUGCCGGAGAGAAUGCCAUGGAUGUCGAUCGUGUGGCCUGCUUCCACGAUGCUGUACUGGGCUACUCCUCCAUGCUGUAUGGACUAAAUGCCAAUUCUGACUUUGAUGCAUUUAGGAGAGCCAUGCAAAAACUAUGGCAGGUGCUGGAAAGUGACAAAGACAUCACAAAAAAGCUGAGAGAUACUGCCAGACACCUGGAUUGGUUAAAGACAGUGAAAGAGAGUCAUGGUUCAGUGGAACUCUCCUCCCUGUCCCUUGCCACAGCCAUAAAUGCAAGAGGAGUUUACACCAUCAGUGCACCAAAUCAGAAAAAGAUCAGUAUGGAAACUGCACUGAGACUGGACGUUCCUGAAGAACAUGAGGAUAGGCAGGAGAUUCGCUGUUAUUCUUUGGAAGAUGUGAGGGAUCUGCAAAACAAGCUAAUGCUUAUGUCUGGGAAGGCUGAGCAAAGUGAUGAGGUGGAACACUUUACUGAGGUUUUUGACCAGGUUCAGAGACUUGCAGGGAUCUUCCUUGAUCUUCUUUUUGCUGGAAACCCAUUGUUCAGGCAGUGGGAAGCAAAAAUCACCUGCUCUGACAAUUCUGAUAGCCCUGCAAUCAGUAUGGACUUCAAUUUAAGCAGCAUUGAGGAAAAUAUUUCAGUAGAAGGUACUGCAGUGGAACAACUCCCAGAGCUCUGCAGGAAAAUGGAUAGGUACCUGAGUGACUGGAAAAAGUUCAUGGACAAACAGAGAUCUGAUAACUACUUCCUAAACUACUACACUGCUGAACAAAUUGUCUAUCUUUGUGAACAACUCUCUUUAAAAAAUUGCAAUGAAGACUUGGAGGAUCGUGCAUUAACAAUGCUUUCCUUCAUUAACCCCAAAUCUGCAACAUCUAGUGUGUGGAAAACAUUGAACCUCAUACAUGCAGACUUAAUUGAGGAGAAUGUAAGUAAUGGGAAUUCCUUCAUGUCCAAGGACAGUGCCGAAAAUGAAGAAGCUGGUUUAAGGACAUUGGAUAUUAUUUGGGAGAAUUACUUCACAGACAUGAAAACUUUCCUCCCAGAUACACUGGACACCCCAAGUUUUGGAAAAUUCCUUGAUCGAUUGGCCAAUUUUGUGAGUGACGAUUAUGAGAAUGAAGACCAAGAAGAAUUCAUGCCAUUAGACCCCAGUGAAAGACCUGUCACACGAGAGCUGCCAAAGGGGCUGGUGCAGGGCCAACCCAACCUCAUUGUCUGUCCAAGUGAAGAAGUUCUAGCCUCCUGCAUUAGUGUCUACUCAUUUAGUGAAUAUGAGCCACUACCAACAUAUGAUGAAGUGCUGCUGUGUAGUGCAGAUACUACCUAUGAGCAUGUGGAACUUUUUCUCAGGCGUUGUCUCUCCAGUGGAUAUAUGGGAAAGAAGAUCUACUCCCUGUUGUAUGCAGACCUCUUGAGCUAUGAAGUCAGUUAUGCUGUGGAGCAAUUGUUUCACAAACUUCACUCUUUGUCCAAGAAGGAUUAUAAACUUGUGAUAAUCUGCAGUUUGGAUCGUGAGCAUGCCUACAUGCCUUCAGCAUUUAGCCAGUUCAAACUGCACAUGGUUCCACGUGAACCCCUAAAAAGAAUUCAGGCUUAUUUGUCUAGACACUAUACAGUGUCAUCAGAACAGGCUAGCGCUGCUUCUGUAUUCAAGGACAAGCAGUCUGUUGGAAUUGUGUCAUCAAAACGAGCAGGAGUGGGUAAAUCCCUGUAUAUUCAAAGGCUUUAUGAACAACUGCAAGCAUCUGAAAGGCCUAGGUCUUCAAAUCUCAAAUGCAUUCGCUUACUUGAGUCCACUGUGAAAGAAAAUGUAAUCCUACAGUCGUUGCUUGACACCCCAAACCAGAAUGGACUUGUGAUCUUUCAUUUUGAUGUUACAACAAUGGUCCAAAGGGGAUUACAUGAAUUUUUAUUCAAGUUGUUAGUUCUUGGUUAUCUAAUGGAUGCUAAAGGACGAAUGUGGAAACGUAGCAGCCAGCACUUAUAUGUCAUUGAGAUGCUUCAGAAUGCCUCUGAAUUGCCAAGAUUUCCAAAAGUGGAUUCAAAGGUACCUUUCACCUUCACUGAGAUCUUUCCAAAAGUGCAGUGCAGGCCUCCUAAAGAAGUUUUGGAACUGGAAAUAAAAGUUGAAGAUGACCCUAACUUUAACAUUGAUGACCCACUUAUGGAUGAUGAGUGUUUCAGAAGUGAAGCUUAUCAAAGGCCGUAUCAAUAUUUGAAACGUUUCCAUGAGAACACUGAUCUUGACAAUUUCACCUUCAGUGGUGUUGAAGGCUCCCAUAAAGAAUGCCUUCAGAUGUUAUUCAUCUACUGUGGCAUUGUGGAUCCAUCAUGGGCAGAGUUGAGGAAUUUUGCAUGGUUUCUUAAUCUUCAAUUGCAAGACUGUGAAACAUCUGUUUUUUGCGACAUGGCCUUUGUUGGAGACACUUUGAGAGGAUUCAGGAGAUUUGUGGUUGACUUCAUGGUUUUAAUGGCCAAGGACUUUGCCACACCAUCUCUGAACAUAUCAGAUCAAAGUCCUGGAAGGCAGAAGGUUGACCUAAUGGGUGCUAACGAAGAAGAUCUAGCCCCAUUCCGCCUUCGAAAGAGUUGGGAAUCAGAACCGCAUCCCUAUAUAUUUUUUAAUGAAGAUCAUCAAUCAAUGACCUUCAUUGGUUUCCACCUCAGAGAAAAUGCUCAGAAAGGAGUUGAUGCAAUUGAUCCAUCAACAAACAAAGUGAUAAGGAAUAAUAUCAUGACGAAGCAACUCUAUGAUGGUCUCCGGAUUAACCGAGUCCCUUUCAACAUUAGUUUUGAUGAUCUAUCUAGAGGGGAGAAGAUUGAGCUUUUGUGCAGUGUGCUGGGUGUCAAGUGGCCAUCAGAUCCUGAUGAAACCUACCAGCUUACUCUGGAUAACAUACUGAAGAUGAUGGCAAUUCACAUGAGAUUCAGGUGUGGCAUCCCCGUCAUUAUUAUGGGGGAAACUGGCUGUGGAAAAACGAGGCUAAUCAGAUUUCUGUGUGAACUGCAAAGGACUGGGACCCCAACUGAGAAUAUGAAAUUGGUAAAAGUCCAUGGUGGCACAACCCCAGAUAAUAUCUAUGCUAUGGUACAAGAAGCGGAGUCCAUUGCAACCUCUAAUAAAAAGAACCAUGGUCUUGAUUCUGUCCUCUUCUUUGAUGAGGCUAAUACUACUGAGGCAAUCAGUUGUAUAAAGGAAGUGCUUUGUGACAACACCGUGCAGGGGCAUAAACUUGAACCCAACUCUGGACUACAGGUUAUUGCUGCUUGCAAUCCAUACAGAAAACACUCAGAAGCAAUGAUUGAACGACUGGAGGGUGCAGGAUUGGGAUAUGUUGUGAAAUCUGAUCAGACACAGGAUAGACUGGGAUCCAUUCCACUUCGUCAGCUGGUUUACAGAGUUCAUGCGUUGCCCCCAAGCAUGAUUCCGUUGGUGUGGGACUUUGGGCAGCUCAAUGACAGCACAGAAAAAAUGUAUAUUCAUCAAAUUGUUCGAAGUAUAGUACAGAACAAUUUAGUAUGUGAGAAAUACAUCAAAAUGAUGACUGAUGUCCUAUCUGAGUGUCAAGGCUACAUGAGAAAGAAAAAAGAUGAAUGUAGCUUUGUCAGUUUAAGGGAUGUAGAACGUUGCAUGCAGGUGUUUGAAUGGUUCUACUCCAAUCACAGAAUGUUUUCUGAAGCAUUAGAAGAGUUCCUUAAAAAGCAAAAGCGAUCAAAGAAUGCUGGUAAAGAGAUCAUUACAGAUGACAAGGAUCCAGCUGAAUGGGCUCUGUUGAUGGCAGUGGCAGUGUGCUACCACUCAUGCCUGGAAAAGAAAAAGGAAUUUUGGACCAAACCUUGCAAAUCCUUCCCAAAUUACAACACACCUGCAAAGGCGAUGCAAGAAAUCUAUUUAAUGCAGGAUCUUUUUCUACAUGAUGUGCAACUUGGGGGAACAAUUGCCAAAAACAAGGCUUUGAAAGAGAAUGUAUUCAUGAUGAUAGUGUGCAUUGAAUUGAGAAUUCCUCUGUUUUUAGUUGGGAAACCUGGAAGUUCCAAGUCUUUAUCAAAGACUUUAGUCGCAGAUGCAAUGCAGGGCCAGGCUGCACACUCUGAGUUGUACAAGAGGUUAAAACAGAUUCACUUAACCUCCUACCAGUGCAGUCCUCACUCAACUGCAGAAGGAAUCAUUAACACAUUUAAACAAUGUGCCCGCUUUCAAGAGGGGAAAAAUCUAAAAGAGUAUGUCUCUGUGGUAGUGCUGGAUGAGAUAGGCCUGGCAGAGGACUCUCCAAAAAUGCCCCUGAAAACCCUCCACCCGUUGUUGGAAGAAGGUUGCAUUGAUGAUGACCCACUCCCCCAUAAGAAGGUUGGGUUUAUUGGCAUCUCAAACUGGGCUUUGGACCCUGCCAAAAUGAACAGGGGAAUCUUUGUCUCUCGAGGUGACCCAGAUCAGAAUGAACUAAUUCAGACAGCUGAAGGAAUUUGUUCACUGGAACCAAUGGGUUUGAAACAUAUCAAGCAUCUUUUUCGUCCUUUGGCAGUGGCUUACUUGAAAAUUUGCAAAAAACAAGAUAAAGGAUUUUUCGGGCUACGUGAUUACUACAGCUUGAUUAAAAUGAUAUUUGCUGUUUCCAAAGCUUCCAAUCCUUCCUCAGAGGAAAUUGUUCAUGCAGUGUUGAGAAAUUUCAGUGGAUUAGACAGUGUGGACACACUGAAAAUCUUCUGUAAAAAACUGAGCAUUCGAAUUGACUCAGUUAACAUCUGUACCAUCGACCUUGUGGGACAGAACAUUAACAGAUACAUCCAGGAUGAGGACUGUCGCUACCUGCUUAUCCUGACCAAGAACUUUGCAGGCCUUCAAAUCCUUCAGCAACACUUCUUCUCCAAAAACAACCUCCCAGAGAUCAUCUUUGGCUCAAGUUUCCCCAAAGAUCAAGAGUACACACAGGUGUGCAAGAACAUCAACCGUGUGAAAAUCUGCAUGGAAACCGGCCAGACUGUCGUGCUUUUGAACCUUCAAAAUCUCUAUGAAAGUCUCUAUGAUGCACUGAACCAAUAUUAUGUUUAUCUUGGGGGUCAAAAAUAUGUUGAUCUUGGUCUUGGCACACAUCGUGUGAAAUGCAGAGUCCACGAAGACUUCCGCCUCAUUGUCAUUGAGGAGAAAGAAGUGGUGUACAAGCAAUUCCCCAUUCCACUUAUAAACAGACUAGAGAAACACUUCCUUGACAUCAACAGUGUCCUGAAUAACCGUGAGAGGGAAAUUGUAAACCUUCUGCAGGAGUGGGUCCAACAGUUUGUGUUCUCAAACAACCAGCAAAGCAGUUCACACAAAUACUUGGCAACAGACGUUUUCAUUGGUUACCAUUCAGAUACAUGUUCCUCUGUUGUACUGCAAGUGAUGGACAAACAGAAAAACAUGUUUGAGGAACCAGACAUCCAAGACAGAGUGCUGGAGGAAGCCAAGCUUGUCUUACUGAACUGUGCCACUCCAGAUUCAGUAGUCCGACUGGAAAAUUCGGGUUUGUCUGACGUAGAGGCACAGAGACUGGCAAACACAUUCUUCAAGAUUCAGAAACACCACUCUCUGGCUGAAUUCAUUGUCUCUCAUGUCCAACAAGGGCACUGGAACAAUUGCCUUUUCACAGAGGUCACAACAUUCUCAAGACUGUUGACAGCUGCUGAUGUGAGGCAACUUCAGAGCUCCACAGGGACUUACAGCAUUGAUCUUCUCUCACUGCGACAGUUUGAAACGGAGCUGUCCUUCCUCAAAAAAAUUAGGCAGUUCCUCAGCACACCUUCUGCAGACAAGAUUCUUCUGGUUCAAAUGGAUUUUGGUGAAGAUUCAAUAAGUGCAAAUAUCCUUGCAUCAGCCAGGUACUCCUCCAUGAAUGAAAUCACUCGGUCAAAACAUGUGGGUGACUGUAGAGUCUAUGUGUACUUCAUUACUAAACUACCACGAAUGGAAGGCGGCACCUCUUACAUUGGAUUUCAAGGAGGACAUUGGACGUCAGUUCACAUUGAUGACCUCAGAAGUUCUCAGGACAUUGUAUCUGAUGUCCAGAGCUUGAGAAAUAUAUCAAUUUGUGAUCUCUUUGAGGAGUUUACAGAGCAAACUGAAGAACUAGGGGUCCAGGACUCUGAGAUCGACCAGUCCGAGUCAGAAGGUUUUGCACCAGAAAGGGAGUUUGACACAACAGCACUGUUGCGUAGUUGUGUCCAGAGUGCUGUGAGCAUGCUAAGGGAUCUUACAGAUGCUGGCAGCCUUAGUACAAGAAGAGUGGACCAACUUCUUACCCUGCUUGACAACAGUGAUGAUGAAAUCAAAGCUUCAUUCAUGGAGGCCUUGAAGAAGCGCCUUCAUCAGCUGUUAAAGGCACGUGAAGACAGCACUGAUAUGCCCAAAAACUGGGUUUCCAGAGAAGCAUCAAACAUUGAAGCCCUGCAAGAGGGAGGGACCUUUAAGCAUACUCUGUGGCGUAGAGUACAAGCAGUGAUCACUCCCCUCCUGGCCCACUUGAUUUCUGUCAUCGACCGUAACUGCAAUCUGGACCUUCUGGUUGAUAGCAACUGUGAAGAUGAAGUCAAGAAUUUGUGGCUUCUCAUCUUUGGAAACAAAUCAGUGUUGGAUAUACCAUAUGUUCAGAUAGGACAGAACUCAGAGGCACAGACCAUCUUGAUCCAAAGCCAUAUGUCUGUGGGAAGCACCAUGUCCUGCACCAUGCCCUUCAGCUGGAGGAUCAAAGACCUGUUAGAUGACCUCUGGGUGUACACUUUAGAGAGAGAGGGUCAAACCAAUAAGCAAUUUGAAAACGUCUUCAAAAGGACUGCCAUAGGGAAGUAUUUUUUAAAUUUGGACGAGAAAAUGCAAAGAGAAUUCUUCCAAAGAUAUCUCCAAGAUUUCAUUGCUUUGACAAUGAAAGUUUCAAGCAUCGGUGAACAGCAAUUGCUGUGUGCUGCCCUGCAGAGUUGUGUGAAUGAAUUGUGUAGGCGGCGAAGUAGAUCACUGGAAAGUGAACUCUCCUUGCCAUUAGUCCACACUGCUUACCACGACUUCCAGAAACGUCUGCAGAAUCUGUCCAGGAUGAUGUCAAUUCUGCCUGAGGUGGUGUUUUCCCUGCAGGGAAAUCGACAUGUGAUGGAUACACCGGAGAUGAUCUUGGAUGUGUGUUGUGCGCUUGCAUGUGUGGAGCACCUAGAGCCACAUGAGUUAAAUGUGGACUUCCAGCGACAGACCUGGCUAAAACAAGUGAAGAGACUGCAGGUCCCCAUUGAACUGGUCUGCUCAGAAAAAAGCCUUAAACAAUAUGGCGAAAGAAGCCGAGAGAUGGUGAAGAGCAUUCUCACUGGCUGGAGACGUAUCUUCACCUUCUCUUUGUUUGUGGAGCACAUUCAGUUGGGCAUUGAGGCUCAAGCUGAGAGGCUGAAACCUCUGGUCAUGGAGCAUUCUCGAAACUUAUGGAAGGUGCUUGAGAAAAACUCAGACAUGAAACAGGAGAAAGCAUUUGCGGCUGUUAUUGAAAGACUCAAAUCCUGUAAGCAAGGAGCAAGUGAUCUUAUAUUCAAGUUUGGCGACCAGUCGUGUGCCAUAUGCAGGUUAGAGCCUCAAGACCCAGUGGAAUUACCAUGCAACCAUGUCUUCUGCCAGCCCUGCAUUAGAAAAUGGCUGAACCCAGGCCAGAUGUACUGCGCUUUGUGUACCCAACCAGUGCCGGAUGACUUUGAGCUUAAAGUCUCUGAGGAUGUUCGGGCCAGUCUCCACCUGAAUUCCCAGUUCAGACAACGGUGCAAUGCCUUUUUUAUAGAAGUAGUGUCUGCAGUGUGUUUCAAGGACAAUUGCCCACCAUCUAGAGGUGUCAUUCUGCACCUGUUGUCCUUCUUAAUGGUUGAGGCAAAACCACCUUCCCUGGUUAAGGCACAAAGCCAGAUACACACCAAAGCCCUGUCACCCUUCGAUGAGGGUAUGGACAGAAGUCCUGUUGUGCGAUCUGUGGUGCUUAAACUCCUGCUCAGAUACAGCUUUGAUGAUGUGAAGGUGUAUCUUGAACAGCACUUGCAGACUAUACUACAGAGCAGAAUCCUGGAUGGUGAUGAUAAAACAGAACUGUACACUUUGUAUAUCAGCUGCUUUGAGGAUGCAAUGUUUGAGAAAACGGAGUUGGGCUCUGAAGCAGAACAGAGGAGACCCCUGCAGGAGGGCAGAGACUUCCUGCAUUACUUUCUGCAUACGGGUCGGGUGGCCACAGAAGAAGUCUCCAUAGAGGCUCUGCAGCAGAUCGCAAGACUGCGCGGGUGCUUGGACAUUGCUGCCCAGCUCCUUUCCAAAACACUAGCCAGUGGGAGCUUGGAGAAACAUCAGGAGGAGUUCCUGGAUACAGUGAUGGAGCUCUGUGAGAAAAGCCAGAAUGACUGGUACAGAGUGUACCUGAUCAGGAAGCUCUGCAGCUUACAGGGAGUGGAGGUUGUUCAGAACAUGCGGAAGGAUGCUAAGUUCCAAUGGCUUUUCCCAGAGGAGAUCUUACAGCAGGAAGAGACUGGGGGCCAGAUGGAUCAAUACCUGGUGUAUAGUAAGGAAUAUAAAGCUGUACGAGAGGCAGUUGCAAAAGCUACAAUGGAGGGCACGGUGGAAAGCAUAGAUGAAGCCCUUGGGAAAUGUACAUGUACUCCAAAGAGAAAGGCCUUCUAUGUUCUUCUUGCCCUGUUCCGAGAAGUUACCCUUUCGUUUCGAGCAAAUAGUCCACUACUCCAUCCCAGACCAGAACAACAGCGAACUCUUGAAGAGUUCAUCCAUGGCUCACAGUACUUGCUCUCCAGAGAGAUGAAAUUGUUUGCCGAAGCUCUAGUGAACAACAGACUGGGUGGACUGAGUGUUCAUGAGCGCCGCUCUAACACAGAACACAUCCUGAUAGAGCUGGCCGUCCACCUGAAGGCUGUGCUGCUGUGCGGUUCUGAGCAGGUCCUGGCUCCUUUGGUUCAGCUUGGACUGUCUCCUGCCACUAUGCAGGCAGCAUUUAUACCCACUAUGCCUGAAGACAUGCUGGCUGCAGCAAAAAAAGCAAUUGGAUUCAGGUGGUACACCUGUCCCAAUGGCCACCAUUGUGUUGUUGACAAUUGCGGCAGACCCGUGCAACGUGGUAGAUGUCUAGAGUGUGGAGCUGAAGUGGGAGGACUAAAUUACAAACCUGUGCAAGGUUUCACUGAAGCACAGAUCAAUGGCGAUCGUACCCAGAGAGGCCAUAUUCUUGGAAACCCACAAAGAAGAGAUAACCCAGAGACCCUGGACACCAAAAGCUUGUCUUUAACUCCUUUUACAUUGGUCAGGAUGAUAACCCAUCUAACCAUGCUGUUCGGUGCUGCAGAAGAGGCUCAGUCUCAGUAUAUAGCACAGAUCAUCCAGCCUCCAGUGCAGGACGCCUGUGAGUUUUUAAUACGGCAUCUUGUGAAGGAUUUGGAUCAGCUGGGCAGGGCAGUAGGAAAAGGGGUGGAUGACACAGUCACUACAGUUCAUCUGAUGCUCAGUUGGACUCUAGACCCUCCUCAGAAUGUUCAGUGGCCUGCUGCCUAUGAUAAUAACCUUUCAACUAAGGAAGCCAGGAAUGCCUGGGAGCAAACUAUGGCGCAAAAUGUCAUCACCCCUAAACUAAAGAAACUGGAGAAUAAGCUGAAAAAAGUGAGCACCUGCAUGAGGGAGGAUUCUCGUGUGUCCUCUAACCCUAUCCUGAAAGUAAAGUAUGGAGACCCGCGCAUAUUCCUGUCCUCUCUGCCCCGGCAGUCUGUGCUUCACAGCUCUGCUGUGUGGAGCUGCAGAGAGAAAGGCUCCCUGCUCAGCCUCACACACAUCGUCGAGCAGAAUGACGGAAAAGACAACUUCCCUCUACUCUGGAGAUUCUUACAAAAGGAGGCAGAGUUUCGACUGGUCAAGUUCCUUCCAGAAAUACUAUCUUUGCAGAGGAAGUUGGUCAAGACCAAUCAGAAUAUGCCUGAUUUGUGCAGUGGCACAAUUAGAGAAUUCAUUGACAAACAACGUUCAGAAUCACUAAGGAGCUGGUAUGAGACGCGCAUUCACUAUUUCCUGAGUUCAUGGAAUCAGCUAAGAGCUUCCUUGGCCACUUAUGAGGUGAAUGUGCCGGGAGAUUACUGCAGUGUGGAUCUGGAUGAGAGCAGUGAGCUGCAGGUGCUGGUUCCUCGGAGACAGGGUGCAGGACUUUGUGCUACAGCCCUGCUCAGCUAUCUAGUCUCUCUGCAUAAUCAACUGGUCAGUGAAGCUGGCAAAUACACAGGAGAGGACAGCAGCUACACAGUGAGUCUGGCAGAAUUGAGUGAGCUGCAUGUGAUCCGGUACGAGGUGGAUCGAGACCUGCUCCCUCUGGUGUUGUCAAACUGCCAGUACAGCAUGGAGCGUGGCCGGGAGACGCUGUCCGAGUAUGAUCUGCCCAAGAUCCAGCAGCAACUUCUCACUCGUUUCUUACAAGGCAAACCCAAAAUAAAUCUGACCGGAAUCCCAACUCUAGUCAGCAGACAAGAGAGGAAUUAUGAAAACAUUUUCAAAGACAUAAGAGAAAAAGUGCCUCAGGAUCCCUUGACAGCUCUGAGCUCCUCUGGGCUAGCGACAGACCUGCAAUCUCUCAGUGAUGUUUGUGAGGCGCUGGCAGCCGUUGAGGUCUCUCUGGGUUUUCUGGCCAUGACUGGAGAAGAUGAACACAUGACGCUGCAGGAGUAUCUGGAGACAAGACUGCAAAUGGGCAGCCACACUGCUCUUCAUAUCCUUAAGACUCUGGGCAGAUGCUGUUUGAAGCACUGUGUGGCUGUGUGGCAACUGCUGACCUCCCUCAAGUCUGAACAUAUGCUUCGCCUUAAGAGGGAUCCAUUUUCAAGUGUCCCAAAACAGUACCAGCAAGCCCUUGGUCAGGAGGAUAAAAAGCUGCUGAUCGGCUUUCUGUCCAAGAGAAGUGUGGAUGCCUGGCUGCUCGAAAUGCACGAGUUCCUGUUGCUGAAACUGAAGAGUCAGCGAGGCUCAGAUAUAUUUAGACCUGACUGGACCCUUAAAGAGACCCUGGCUCCUUACAUGGAAAGCAAAAAUCUUGAUGUUCCUCUAGAUGUGGAGAAGACAUUUCCAGAUCAGAUACUGCUUUCCCAGCUGGUGGAGACCUGGAAGUUCAUUGUGACCUACAAAACUACAGCGAUAAAGGACCAAAGAUAAAGGCACAACUUUUUAUUUCAUUUAAGCACUGAAGCUCAGGAACAAAGUUUAAUAUGUGGUGUAAUCAGGAAAACCAUUUCACGUUGUGUGCCCUAUAAAACCAGACUCAGGGGACAAUAUUUGGCUUAGAGUUUUUUUGUAAUUUGUUUCUAUGCAUUAUUUCUGAAGUGCCUAAUUCAAAUUCAAUCUACUUUUGAUUUGAUUCUUUGUAAAUGUCUAGGAUUAUUAUCGUUUUAGUGAUUUUUGUGAAGCUAUUGCAACAGCUCCUCUGGGAAAUUUUGAAGUGCCUGCAGAAAAAUAUCCUUUCUCUAUUUGAUGCUAUUACUCUACACCACUGGAUGGAGCUGUGGGCCUUAUCACGUUUACUUGGCACUGACUAAAUAUUUUUACCUUUCUGAACGUUUUCCUGUCUGUAUACUGUGUGUUCAUAAACAAGUUACCUGUUUUGUUUUGGUUUUUUUUUAAGUUACUUUAUAUCAUUCCAGGUAAUUCAAAAUAAAACUGUUGGGUUUUUUAUUUCCGUUGAUAGAUAACAGUGCAAAUAAACACUUUUUCAGUCAG
Messenger RNA from Astyanax mexicanus (Mexican tetra), 16754 nucleotides. RefSeq names its product E3 ubiquitin-protein ligase rnf213-alpha. Gene Ontology annotation, biological process: sprouting angiogenesis; negative regulation of non-canonical Wnt signaling pathway; ubiquitin-dependent protein catabolic process. Gene Ontology annotation, molecular function: ATP binding; ubiquitin-protein transferase activity; ATP hydrolysis activity. The record is from RefSeq and is a predicted model, not a curated record. The coding region runs from base 207 to 16193 and encodes 5328 amino acids. The transcript is spliced from 63 exons. NCBI's taxonomy places the organism in Eukaryota, Metazoa, Chordata, Actinopteri, Characiformes, Acestrorhamphidae. Gene Ontology annotation, cellular component: membrane; nucleolus; cytosol.